UUUGGUCUCUGUGUGUCUGGCUAUGAGCAAGAAAGUACAAAGCUACAUUAACCCUAUUUAAACACACACUCUCUCUCUUUCUUUCCUUGUCCCUUUACUUGUUACAUUCCAAAGAGAAAGCUUGACAAUUUCUAACCCCUUUGAGAAAACAAAACAUAAUGACUUAAAAACCAUAAAAACAACAACUCCUUUCUUCACCUUUCUAGUCACGUUAGCUUCUUGUUUUUAAAUAGUUAAAAAACCAAACAACAAAAGAAGCCUCUCUUUUGAAACUUUUCUUCUUAUUAUUUUCCUUUCUCACUUUCUCUGCCUGCCAUGAACAGGAGUUUGAACAGAGAGAAUCCAGAUAUUUUGAUUGUGGUGAUGGUGGCAGUGAUGAAGCAGCAGAAGAUGAUAACAAGGGAUGGUAGAAAUAGAAAGAGAAAGAGGAAAUUACAAUGGGGCCCUUAAAGCCUGCAACUGAAAUGAGUGGCACACUGCACCAUAGUUCUCUCUUACCCUUUUUCUUUUUCUUUUUUUUCUUUCUUUCUCUAUUUGUUUUUACUCAUUUCUGUGGUUCUUCUUCUUUGCCUCUCUAUCUAUCUAUCUCUCUCAAUUAAUGCUCUCUUGUUCUUCGGUCAUUUCCAAACACUGAAACACUCACUCACUCUCACAUAGGAGCAUUUUGCUUGUGCUUUAGGUUCUUGGAGGGCAAGUUCUUGAAGAUUUCAGUUAUGUUAAGUCUCAUUUAAUUUGCUUCAACUUGCUUUGGCAGGUGAUAGAUAUAGCUUGUUAAUUUUUUUGCAUAAUAAGGGAUUUUUUUAUUAUUAUUUUUUAUCAAUAUUCCCACUUUUCACUGUCUUGCAUUAUAUGAACUUUUUGAAAUGAUGCUUAACUAGUUCACAUGCUGCCAAACAAAAUAUAUAUUUUUUACUUAUUCCUUGAUUUCUUAUUCAAAUUUUGUUUUCUUGUUUGUAGCAUGGAUCUUUCAAGAUAAGAUGGUUCUUCUAUGAAGAGGGUAUUCAUGUCAUUUUUCUGAAGUGAUGUCGUUCUGAAAGAUCCAUUGAAGAACCAAGAGCUUCUAUCUUUUCACAUUAACCAAGCUGAUUUUGUCAAUGGAGAAUGAUUUCUACAGUUCUUCACUGAACAUGGAGCAUAAUCCUACACCAAAGCCACUUCUUCAGUGCUAUUCAUUUGAUCUUAAUAACCAAAACAACAUCAUAAAUGGAAUUCCAAUGCUUGAUUUAGACCAAGGAAGUGUUGAUGGUAAUAGCUUCAUAAAUUCUUCAAGUAUUCUUAAUUCUAAUUCAUUCGUUACUUCAUCACAAGGAAAGACUACAGUAGGAGAUACCUCAAAUGCGACCGGAAAUGGCGAGUUUCAUGAGAAUUUAGCCGGAGGAACGCAGCCGAACGGCGCGCUGGCUUCUCCGCUCACAACCAUUCUUGCUGCUAGAAUUGGCCUUCAAGAAAAUCUAGAGAAUUCAGCAACUUUGUUGCCUUCAUUUGAGGCACUAGGACAAUAUGUCUUCAAUAAUUGGCAUGAUACUACUUCAAAUUCAAGCCCUUUUCCGGCGAAUUUCUAUGGCGAUCGUGGCUACGAUGAAGUCCCUAGUAAUGGUAAGUGGAGCUUUAACAAGUUUCCAAAAGCACCAGAGGUUGAAGGAAGUGGAUUGGUACCAUAUGCAUCCAUAGGGAAUCUUGAUCCUAAUGGAUGGACAUCAUUGAAUGCUGCAAAUUUGGCUAAUCAUGCUUACAAUUCUUCGAGUUAUAGCAACGAGCUAUCGUUAAGUCUUGCUACUUCGCCGGCUGCAGCUCAGUGCUCGGAGAUUAGCUGCUCCGAUGUGAGCUGUGGCAUGAAUGAAACAAGGACAGGAUUGGAGAAAGGUUCUUGCAGCAGUAGGGAACUGUCUAUGAGUUUAGGUUCUGAAAAACAUGUCCGGUUUUCGCCGGUGAUACUUGGAUCAAAGUACCUUGUAGGAAUUCAAGAGGUACUGGCUCAAAUUGCAGCAUAUUCAAUUGAGAAUGUAGAAGAGGUGAAUUAUUUAGGUGCUGGUGAUAGAGCUGGAGGAAAUAAAUCAACAUCAGGUUUUGCACAAAAGACUACACCAGCAACAAAUUCAAAUGCAAAUUCUUCUAUGUUUGAAGCUCAUGCAGAGUCUCCAUUGCAAAGACAUGCAGCUGAAUCAAACAAAUCCCAGUUGCUGACACUUUUACAGCUGGUGGACAGCCGAUACAGUCAGUGUUUGGAUGAGAUACACACUGUUGUACACGCAGCAACAGAGCUCGAUCCGUGCAUACACGCACACUUUGCGCUCCAAACAAUUUCUGUACUAUACAAGGACUUGAGGGAGAGGAUCAGCAAUCAUAUUCUUGCAACAGGGUCCAAUUUUGGCGACUCGUGCUCGGAAGAUAAGGAAUGGUCAGUUGAUACUUCAUUCAUUCAAAAGCAAUGGGCUAUCCAGCAGUUGAAAAGAAAAGAUCAGCUCUGGAGGCCUCAAAGGGGAUUGCCUGAAAAAUCUGUCUCAGUUCUUCGUGCUUGGAUGUUCCAGAACUUCCUCCAUCCGUAUCCUAGAGAUGCAGAAAAGCAUUUACUUGCUGUAAAAAGUGGAUUAACUAGAAGUCAGGUAUCUAACUGGUUCAUAAAUGCUCGUGUUCGGUUAUGGAAACCUAUGAUUGAGGAAAUGUAUGCCGAAAUGAAUAGAAGAAAGGCUUGUCGAAUCGAAGAAGGGAUGGAAGAUGGCCAUAGAAGCAGGCUAAGCAUGAACAAUCAUUACUUUAAUAUGAAUUGAAGUUGAAGAACAAUGUGAUCAACCAAAACUUUUAUUUUAUUUUAUUUUUAGUGCAUGAUUCGCCACCAGUUUGGUAUAUUAUUACAUAAUGAGAUAUAGUUGUUCUAAAAAAUGUGCUUUCGUAUAAUCGAUGUCAAAUGUUAAUACCG
Molecule: messenger RNA, 2917 nt
Organism: Arachis duranensis
Lineage: Eukaryota; Viridiplantae; Streptophyta; Magnoliopsida; Fabales; Fabaceae
Product: homeobox protein ATH1
Exons: 6
Coding region: 1095-2768 (557 amino acids)
Biological process (GO): regulation of transcription by RNA polymerase II
Molecular function (GO): DNA-binding transcription factor activity, RNA polymerase II-specific; RNA polymerase II cis-regulatory region sequence-specific DNA binding
Source: RefSeq, a predicted model, not a curated record